Molecule: messenger RNA, 2539 nt
Organism: Mastomys coucha (southern multimammate mouse)
Lineage: Eukaryota; Metazoa; Chordata; Mammalia; Rodentia; Muridae
Gene: Hdx
Product: highly divergent homeobox
Exons: 12
Coding region: 227-1657 (476 amino acids)
Biological process (GO): regulation of transcription by RNA polymerase II
Molecular function (GO): DNA-binding transcription factor activity, RNA polymerase II-specific; RNA polymerase II cis-regulatory region sequence-specific DNA binding
Source: RefSeq, a predicted model, not a curated record
GGUUCUGGGCUGAGGCCAGGGACUGUCCGGAGCUGAUCUCGGGUUCCCAUUGGCCGCUGUCUUUCGUGACGUCACGAUCAUGAUGAGAAUUGAUGAUCGGACACGCUGAUUUCAUUGUCUGAGGCGGCAGUGGAGACCCAGGAAAAAAUCUUGCGGAUUCCGCCUGCUCUGGCCCUGGUCUCAUCUUGGAACCUCUGAUCUCUUCCGUGACCACACCACGCCCGAGAUGAAUCUACGUUCUGUAUUUACUGUAGAGCAACAAAGGAUUUUACAGCGUUAUUAUGAAAAUGGAAUGACAAAUCAAAGUAAAAAUUGCUUUCAGCUCAUAUUACAGUGUGCACAGGAGACUAAGCUGGACUUCAGUGUAGUCAGGAUCCUGCUUGUAGAUCCUGCUUGUCCGGUUGAAGAAAGUCAGUACGUGGGUUAUACCACACAGAAGCCAGGCUCAACUGAAGGAACUUGUUUGUCCAUUGCAAUGGAGACUGGAGAUGCAGAGGAUGAAUAUGCCAGAGAAGAAGAGCUGGCAUCAAUGGGAGCACAGGUAACAAGCUACUCAAGGUUUUAUGAAAGUGGCAAUUCCCUUCGAGCUGACAACCAAAGUACAACUUUGCCUGGACCAGGAAGAAACCUGCCAAAUUCACAAAUGGUGAAUAUUAGAGAUUUGUCAGACAAUGUACUGUAUCAAAAUAGAGACUACCAUUUGACACCACGGACCUCAUUGCAUACAGCAUCUAGUACUAUGUACAGUAAUACUAAUCCAUCACGGAGUAAUUUUUCUCCACAUUUUGUAUCAUCGAACCAACUGAGGUUAUCACAAAACCAAAACAAUUACCAGAUUUCAGGAAACCUUUCUGUGCCUUGGAUUACAGGGUGUUCUAGGAAAAGAGCACUACAGGACCGCACUCAAUUCAGUGACCGAGACUUGGCUACUCUUAAGAAGUACUGGGACAAUGGUAUGACCAGCCUGGGCUCUGUAUGCAGAGAGAAGAUUGAAGCUGUUGCAACUGAAUUAAAUGUCGACUGUGAAAUAGUUCGGACUUGGAUUGGGAAUCGAAGAAGAAAAUACCGUUUAAUGGGAAUUGAAGUUCCACCUCCAAGAGGAGGCCCUGCUGAUUUCUCUGAGCAGCCUGAGUCUGGUUCUUUGUCUGCACUCACACCAGGAGAGGAAGCUGGGCCUGAAGUAGGAGAGGAUAAUGACAGAAAUGAUGAAGUGUCCAUCUGUUUGUCCGAAGCAAGCUCUCAAGAGGAGUCCAACGAACUUAUCCCAAAUGAGACCAGGGCACAUAAGGAUGAAGAGCAUCAGGCAGUAUCCGCAGAUAAUGUGAAAAUAGAAAUUAUUGACGAUGAAGAAAGUGACAUGAUAAGCAAUUCUGAAGUAGAACAAGAAAAUUCUCUCCUGGAUUACAAGAAUGAAGAAGUCAGAUUCAUUGAAAAUGAGCUAGAGAUUCAAAAGCAAAAAUACUUUAAGCUCCAGACUUUUGUUAGAAACCUGAUUCUCGCUAUGAAAGCUGAUGAUAAAGAACAGCAGCAGGCACUGCUGUCAGAUUUACCUCCUGAAUUAGAAGAGAUGGAUUUCAGUCAUGCCUCACCGGAUCCUGAUGAUACCUCAUUCAGUGUGUCUUCUUUAUCAGAGAAAAAUGCCUCAGACAGUUUGUGAUUGGGAGUGGGGUAUAUGAUAUAGUCUGUUGGUUGCCUAACAGGUGUGCGUUUCAAGAUAACUGUACUAUGUUUUUCAAAUAGUCUUAAACUGGAAAAACACAUUGUUAAAGCAGACAUGUGCUGUGAAGGAAUGACAAGAUAUAAUGGCUACAACACACACAAAAAAACAUGUAAAACACUUGAAACGGCUUGUUUUUAAAACUUAUAUGAAAUCCUUGGAAAUUAUUUUUAAUUUUGAUCUACUCAGCUAUGAAAUCUAUUAUAUCUGAUUUCUGAAAGAUUUUUUGCUAUUCUUUAAGGAGAAUCUUAAUUUUAUCCAGAAAUACAAAAUAAGGAUAUCUCCACAUUCCUAAGUUGCUAACACUUGGUUAGUUUUAUUUUUGUAGCCAUUACGUCUUUCUUCCUACUUCAUUUUCUUAGCAUUCGUAUACAUUUUUACUCAGGAAAGUGGGCUAAAAAUUUAAAACAGACCUAAUCAUAUAUAUAACCUGGAUGAAUCAGAAGAUUUAUUUUUCAACUCCUAUGGGAAUUUGACCUAAGAUAAUGAUUGAAAAUUGAAGCAAUUACUAGGAUAUACUUGUAAGUUGUUGGUAUUCCUCUGACACUGGGGAGAAGGGAAAAUCCUCUGAAAAGUCGAUUCAUUGUCAAAUGUCAAAACAUUUAGAACACAAAAAACUGUACUUUAUAAAAAACACUUUUAAUCUCAAUUCUUUUUUUUACAGUAAGUGAAAAGUAUUGAUUAUUCAUAUCCUACCAUAUAGUAAAUUUAUAUAAUUAAGUCAGACAAAAUAUUGCACAAAUACUUAAAGUUUACCAACAUUUUCAUAGUAUUUUUCAUAUCUUAAAAUUUGUGAAACAGGAACUCAAAGUAUGCCACUGA